CUGAAGGAUCGUGUGACACUGAAGUAACCAUGCUAAAUAUUGAGCUUUGCGUCAAAGGACCAAAUUACAUUUUAAAACGUAAUAAUAGAAAACAAUUAUUUUAAAUUAAAAAUUUAUUUUAAUAAUGUUUCACAGAAUUACUGUUUUACUGUAUCUCAAAGCAUACAGUAAAACAUACACAUGAGCAUAAGACACAUCUUUCAAAAAACAAACAUGACUUGUUAUACACUGUCUGUGUCAUGUAUACACCACCAAAGGAGGCACGGAGCGCACACACAGACAACCACACUAAAGAAAUACACAUGGAUUUAUGGUUGUAUUUUCAUUUUAACUAGUUUAUUAUUUACAGCCAUUAAAGGGCACAUUUAUUAAUAUCAUUUGGUCAGUAUAACAUGUGUUAAUGUGAUCUUAACAUCAGUGGCAUGUGCAAUACAGAAAUUUACCAGUUUUGACAACUUUUACCAUUAAAAAAUAACCAUCGUGAAACGUUUUUUUCUGGUUAUUUUCUGGUUGCAAAAGAUAACCAAUAAAUAACCAUCAGGGGACGUUAUUUUCUGGUUAUUUAAAACAAAAAACAGCCUGCAACGUUCUGGGAACGUUAUUUUCUGGUUGCAAAAAUUAAACCUGAAAAGAACGUUCUUAGAACGUAAUAACCAAUAGCAAACCAAAACUGUGACAGCACGUGUCGGACUGAUGUCUUUUCAACGGUCAUUAAACGUCCAAAUGUUUGUUGAAAUACAUUUUAAAGAUACAGUACUCGUCUUAAAACUGUACUAAAUACCUAAAGGGUAUGCACACUUUGAAAUCACUUUACUACUGCAUUUACUGUGACUGAAACAACAAAAUCACUCACUCACCACCAGCUGCAGAGAUGACACAACAGACAGUGACAUGAUCUACUGAAAUACAUCUGCUGUUACAUCCUAGAUUCUGUCGUCUGUCAAAAGGUCUUUAUUUUAUUUGUAACAUGAAAAAUAACGUUUUUGAUUCUGUAAUUGAAGGACUGGAAUGGAAUCAUGAUGUUAAUAAAUGUUUUUUAUAUCCUGAAGUUGACCACAUCCACUGAACGUGCCCACAUUGGAUACUAACAUCAAGAUGAGUUCCCACUGAAGGACAAACGAAGAUAAAGCAGGCUAAAAUCAUGCUAAACUGUGAGGGCGGUGCCUUUCUAACAGCCACAGCCUUUCAAUGCAUCAGUUUAAAGGUCGAACAGACUCGUCAAGAAUGACUGCGCAGCAGCCAGUGAAUGAUGAGAACACCUGUAAUCCCGGUUAUGUUUCGAUUUAUAUUCGAGCCGGACGUGUUUUGAAAAAACGAAUUGAAGAAAGUUUUCCGAAAGAAAACAUCUUGACUGCAGUGCGGAAACUUUUACAGCCACGUUCCACUGGAAACAUCAACUACAUACACCCAGCUACAUUUAAAUCCAGACACCUGUACAGAACUAAUAUAUUUCAAGAGUUAAGACGAAAAUUCAAAUGUUCACCAACUAUAUGUCAAAAUGUCACCCUGCAAAAUGUACAUAUCCCUGAGCUGAAUGCCAGACCCCCUGUGUUAAUAUUACUCACAACUCAACUUACUUCAGUCUUUAUUCUGCCUAAAUUUACAAGUAUAAUGAACUGCCGGCACCAGACGUCGUUUCAUAUUUUAAGGAAACCGACAGAAAAAAGAAAGAGCAGAGAGCUUGAGUCUAUUAAUUGUCAAGAGCCAAACGACAAAAGCCUGCAGGACAAUGAGAAGGAAACAUUUGCAAUGUCUAAAGAUGAACAAUAUCAAUGGGAGUCACCAUCAAAAAAGAUUAAAGUUAUAUUAGAGGCUGAGAACACAAUCACACAUGAAGCCAACAGUGAACAGUGUUUUCUUAAUAGCAGCGAAACAGUCACAGCAUCUGCGAAUGCUUCCAAAAAUUGGAACUAUAGACCAGUUGAACAUGACACAGAGCAUGACACAUACAUUGUGACUAACAGCAAUGACAAAGAUCAAAUUGAUGUGGUGGAUGAAGUUUCAGACUCUGAAAGAUACUGUGGCUUGAGGAAUCAAGGAGCCACAUGCUAUUUAAAUGCAGUGCUGCAAAGUCUCUUCAUGACAAGAGAUUUUAGAUCAGCUGUCAUGAAGCUGGAGUUGGAAAAAGCGAAGAAAAAAAGUGUUACUGCUGAACUUCAACACUUAUUCAGACGUUUGGAUUCUAAGAGAGGAAGUGUGGCUACUAAAGGAAUCACAAAAGCUUUAGCCAUUGAAAACGUCUAUGAGGAGCAGGAUGCUGCAGAAUAUUUUCAGAAGAUAUUGAGUAUGACUGAACCUCGCCCAGCCGAGAUCUUCCAGGGAACAAAGAAACACUCAACCACAUGUCUACAGAGUCCCAUGAGUCCACAUGAAACCUGUGAAGAAAUAGUAUUUUUUUCUUUGACCAUUCCCAUGGAGUGGAGUCAAAAUGAUGUAAUCAAUGUGCAAAAAACUUUGAAUGCACAGUUUGAGGAUAUAUUUAUGGGGGGAGAGGAUCAGCUCUACUGUGAACACUGCGAAACGAAGACUGACAUGAAAAUGAGUUGCAUCAUUGUUAAGCUCCCACAAGUGCUGAUGUUACACAUGCAGAGAUUUUACUUGGAUUUCAACUACAUGACUUACAUGAAAAACAACAGUGAUGUUGAAAUCCCUCUUGAAUUAAAAGUAAAGGAAGGGAAGAAGGUUUAUAAUUAUGACUUGUAUGCCAUAGUCAACCAUAUUGGUUCUCUUGGUGGUGGACACUAUUAUGCUGAAAUCAAAUCAUCUAAGGACGAGUGGUAUGAAUUUAAUGACUCUACGGUUCAAAGGAUUCACGAUUCUUUUCGUGUAAGGUGCUCACAAGACCACAUCAUCUCAGACACUGCGUGUUUACUUUUCUUCAAGAAAUCAAAUGCUCAGCAAGAUAAGCAUUUACCCAUGAACGUCAAGAUAUCAGACAAUUACCAAAGUCAGAAUCAGAGUACCAGGACCAAAUGUGAAGCAUCUAAAGAAUAUUGCAAUGUGUCAUUUAAGCAGACAUGUCCGCAUGUCAUUAUCGCCAUGCCAAAUGAACUUCAGCAAGAAUCACAGGAUCACAAAGCUGAGACCAAUGAAAACUCCCCACAAGACGUGCCAGAUGUGUCAGCAAUGGAAAUACAGCCAACUGGAAGUGACAAUCAGCCAAAACUAAAUGUUGAUGCCAGCAUUACAGCAGAAGCAUCUAAACAGUCUGGAAUGAUUUUUAAUAUGUCUGAUAUUAGUCAUCAGAAGAUACCAGAGGCUGGAGCCUGUGAAACAGGUUUUAACACAGCAAUAAGCAUUCAAUCCAAAGGAGAUAACCAUCACACUUUAGCAAAGAUAAUUGAUUCAGGGAUAACAGAGAUCAUUUCUAGCAGCUCAGAAACACAAGAACGACGUACAAAAAGAGCAAAUUCAUGGCCGCAAGAUCGUCCAAAGUUCCUGCAGACACACAGUGAACAAGACCGUCCUCAGAAUAACAGAAUCAACUGGAAGGGUUCUGCAGACUCUCACAUUGUAGUGCUUGAGCAGAAAGCUAACAAUGUUGAUGUUAACACACCAAAUGAUCCAGACAGAGCUCUUCAGCAAGAACCACAGGAUCAUAAAGCUGAGACCAAUGAAAACUCCUCACAAGACGUGACAGAUACAUCAGAAGUGGAAGUACAGUCAACUAAUGGCAACUAUGACGAUCAGACAGAACAAAACAACUCCUCGGAAAGACAGGGUGGUGAUUUCUAUAAAAGUGAACCAGAUAAUGAAAACAAUGAAGUCGUAAUGGAACAUUUAAUGAAAAAGAGAAGAUUUACCUCCACUCAAAACAGUGAAAAUGUCGUGAGACAUUGUGAGAAAAUGAAAAUUUUGAUUGUUUUUAUCAUGGUUGGUCUUGUUAUGGCUGCUGCUGCUGCUGUUGGUGUUCGAGUGUUGAGACUACAAAACUGGUAAUAAUCUUAACUGAAGAUGAUUUUAAGAAAAUUUUCACAUAUGUUCAAAAAUAUUUCGCUUUAUGCCACUGUGCUUGGAAACUACAGUUAUUGAUUUAAUAUAAUUUCUUAUGAAUACUUAGUAUUUUUGUCUUGUUUCCAGUACAAAUGUGUAAACAUUUUUGAAUCAAGAUGCAUUUUCUUGAUGAGCAAAAUGACCUAAGAA
This is a messenger RNA of Triplophysa rosa, 4143 nucleotides long. RefSeq lists its product as uncharacterized. NCBI's taxonomy places the organism in Eukaryota, Metazoa, Chordata, Actinopteri, Cypriniformes, Nemacheilidae. Gene Ontology annotation, cellular component: nucleus; cytosol. The transcript has 19 exons. The coding region runs from base 1189 to 3939 and encodes 916 amino acids. Gene Ontology annotation, molecular function: cysteine-type endopeptidase activity; cysteine-type deubiquitinase activity. The record is from RefSeq and is a predicted model, not a curated record. Gene Ontology annotation, biological process: protein deubiquitination.